CUUAAGUGGACGCUUAGAAACUUGGAACCGCCAAUAACUAAACUUAUUUAAACUUACCAACCCUGAAAACCUGAAACAAUCAACAUAACGAGAUUUCAAUCACUAUGCCUCCAUGGGGGAAUAAAUCAUGAGCCUCCCAGUCCUUGAAAGGGUUCGAAGUAUCAUACAUAGAGCCAAAAACUCCGCAAAGCUACGAAGACGGUCGACUAUUAGUGCCAGCACCCAGAAGCCAUCAAUCUGGAGAAGACUCCCAGACAACAUUCUGGUGGAGGUCCUCGCACAAUGCGAGCUACAAGAUAUCUAUUCCCUCCUGCUCUCUUGUCGCAUACUGCGCGGCAGAGUCUCUCGUCUUGAAUAUGCAAUCUCCCAGGCCUACCUCCAUCACCGGACCCAGCCAUAUCAGUAUAUCACAGAGACGGGCCAUGAGCUCGUCCCCUCAGUCGGAGAUGACCUAACCUUCAUCUCCAGUCUAUUCCCCCCGCCACCACCCCAGUACACCUCGACUGGGGUCGGGGAUGACCUCCCCGAAUACUCAUUCGGCUAUCUAGCCGACCUAACGCGCUGCUGGAAGACAUGCAUCAAGCUAUCGUACUACCUAGCCGAGAACGUAAUCCAUCAGCACCUCCAGAAAGACUCCUCGUGGUGGUCCUCGAAGACCGAAAAAGAGGUCGUCUAUAGUAAAGGCGUCGGACUCCUCCAAUCCCGUCUCUUAUCUCCUGUAGCAUACAUCAUUUUCUUCCUCGAAACGCACGCCUCGGAACCGCAAUCCUCAACUAGAUCUACUAACCCACAGCAUCAAUCCCUCAAAUCUCAGCAAUCCAUCCUCCAACAACCUCCCUUCAACAACACCCAAACCCUCCUCUCAACCCACCACGCAAUGCACCUCCUCUGCUCUUCCGUCCGCCGCCUCAUGGCCCCUGACAUCACUUCCGCUUCUACCGAGGCCUGGCUCGGUCUUCUCCUGACCACCUCCACCCUGGAGCGGAUCAUGGAGUUCUUCGUCGCGGCUGCGACGGAUGAGUCUGUCAAGGUGGCUGCUGCUGGUACGAGCGGCCACUCGCCGACGUGGACGAACCGGAUGGAGUUCAUGUGGCAGAUGCGUCGGGAUUGGGAGGAGUUCGUUGCCUCGGGGGUGCUCACGCCGCCGAAGUUAAGCGAGGUGUGGUUUGAGGCGGCGCAGAGGGAGAUUUGUCGGCGGGGGGCUAUUCCUCAUGAGUGUGAGGAGGUGGUGCCUGUUUUGCAUGGGUCCGGGGUUGCUUUGAGGUGUGAGUUUUGUGAGGAGUGAUCUUUUCCUUUUUCUUUUUGGUCUACAAUAUAUACCAUUGUGUGUGUGUGUGUGUGUGUGUGUGUGUGUGUGUGU
Molecule: messenger RNA, 1360 nt
Organism: Aspergillus caelatus
Lineage: Eukaryota; Fungi; Ascomycota; Eurotiomycetes; Eurotiales; Aspergillaceae
Exons: 4
Coding region: 128-1285 (385 amino acids)
Source: RefSeq, a predicted model, not a curated record